AUGGCUCUCAGCAAAGUCGAGGGCAGAGAGGAGCUCUACGUUGGCGGGCUAUGGGCUAUGAGGCGGUCAGAUUCUCUUGCUGAGCGGCGUAUCACCCAUGUAUUGUCCAUGGUUGCGAUUGACCCUGCCACUCUGAAAAAUUUCAAGGAUGAGCCAUGGUCCCAGUACGGGCGUGAGAUAGAGCACCUGUCCAUUGACAUUGACGACACAGAGGACGCCAACCUCCUCAUCGAGCUACCACGCGCGGUGAGAUUCAUUAGCCAGGCCCUGGGCAGCAGCCCGGAAGAUUUUGGCGCGCAAGGAGAAGCGGCCGCCAGCCAGGAUCAUGGGGAGGGUUUGGGGGCGGAACUUUCAGGGAAGGGGUCAUCCGGAGCGGUGUUUGUGCAUUGCGCCGCAGGAAAGUCACGAUCAGUGUCCGCCGUGGUUGCUUAUCUUCUCUGGCGGUUCCCAGGCCGAUUUGACUCAUCCUUGGCCCCCAACCAAUCCGAGACCCCACAACCCCAGACACGCCGGGAGACAGCCGUCAAGGCUGUCGACGCCGCAGUUGGCUGGAUCCAGCGUACACGGCCGAUGGCAGAGCCAAACGAGGGGUUCAUGAAACAACUGCAGCUCUGGUGGGAAAUGGGCUGCCCGAUAGAGGGUGAUAUCGAAACUCACCCCGUCUAUCAGCGCUGGGCGUACGACCGGGAGGUGCAGGAGCAUCUUGCGGUCGGACAGGCCCCCUCGAGACUUCGGUUCGAGGACGAGAUCGACGGCAGCGAGAGGAUAGCAGCUGGGAACCCUGGGCUCAGCCUCCGGUGCAAGAAGUGCAGGCGGUCCUUGGCCACAGCACCCUUCAUCAUCGACCACCAGAAAGCAGAACAAACAACGGCACAAUGCCAGCACCACUUUAUCGAGCCUCUGAGCUGGAUGCGAGACGAGCUCGAGAAGGGGACGCUCAACGGGCGACUUCUCUGCCCCAACGCUCGUUGCGGCGCCGGCGUGGGUCGGUACGAUUGGAAGGGGUUCAAGUGCUCCUGCGGGGCCUGGGUGACGCCGGCGUUCUCGCUCCAACGAGGGCGUGUAGACGAUGUCAUCCUAAACGCCUCCUCGUCUGCUGCUGGACAGCAACAAAGCUUUGGCAUCAGAAUGCCACCGGGCGCGCGAGGUGGCAACCUGUGA
Molecule: messenger RNA, 1161 nt
Organism: Clonostachys byssicola
Lineage: Eukaryota; Fungi; Ascomycota; Sordariomycetes; Hypocreales; Bionectriaceae
Source: the annotation of a GenBank genome assembly